Dicentrarchus labrax (European seabass) is the source of this 799-nucleotide messenger RNA. Its product is annotated as microsomal glutathione S-transferase 1. NCBI's taxonomy places the organism in Eukaryota, Metazoa, Chordata, Actinopteri, Moronidae. Gene Ontology annotation, molecular function: glutathione transferase activity. The record is from RefSeq and is a predicted model, not a curated record. The coding region runs from base 62 to 607 and encodes 181 amino acids. Gene Ontology annotation, cellular component: mitochondrion; membrane. The transcript has 4 exons.
UCCCACACACAGAUAUUGUGUAUUGUGCUGUAGGGGAGUAGUUGUCCCGCCUCCUGAGUUUAUGGGUGACGGGUCAGUAUUUUUUUUAUGCAACAGAUCUAGACUCGUUCCACUUUUUCAGGGUCACCACAGGACUUGUAAACCAGCAGAGAUGGCAAAUCUGAUGGAAGAUGAGGUAUUUAUGGCUUUCACCACCUACGCUGCUAUUGUCAUUCUUAAGAUGAUGCUGAUGGCGCCCCUGACUGCAUAUUACCGCAUCACCAGAGGGUCCUACGCAAAUGAGGAAGAUGUCAGCAGAAAGUCUGCUGAGGAGAAAAAGAAACUGCUGAAAGCCCACCCAGAUGUCGAGCGAGCUCGAAGGUGUCACCAGAAUGACCUGGAGAAUGUUAUUCCCUUCAUGUUGAUCGGCCUGCUCUACGCUCUGACUGGACCUGAGCUUUCAGCUGCUCUGCUGCACUUCCGUCUGUUUGCUGGCUGUCGGAUCUUUCACACCAUCUCCUACAUCACCGUUCUGCCUCAGCCUAGCAGAGGUUUGUCCUGGAUACUGGGGAUGCUGGUCACCUUCUCCAUGGCUUACAGGGUGCUUAGCACAGUUCUCCUUCUUUAGAGAGUGUAUACCUUAACCUCCUCUCCUACUUCACUUACAUGGAAACAGAAUCUCUCUGUUUCUCCCCUUCACUCUUGCUGUAGCUAUCGAUGAGCUUUAUUAGUAAAUAUUCUUUGCAUUUAUUCUCUGCAUUUCCGUUGGGUGUUGUAAUGGAUGGAAAAUGCCUUUUUAAUAAACUUUUCUAUCAGCUCA